Mesorhabditis belari is the source of this 831-nucleotide messenger RNA. NCBI's taxonomy places the organism in Eukaryota, Metazoa, Nematoda, Chromadorea, Rhabditida, Rhabditidae. The record is from the annotation of a GenBank genome assembly.
AUGACCACCUCAGCCCGGCAUUUAUCCAUUCCAUCUUCAUCGGGACAUGGCAUGCCAAAACCCUCCUCAUCAGCCCCAUCAUCGCCGACAACUCUUCGACCAAAACAGGGUUCAUCUCCAUCGCCGCCAACAAUCCGAAAGAAAGCUGUCAAAUCAACAGAUCAAGUACCAGAUCUCCUCGAUGUGCCCCAAGAGAAUAAACCACAUUUCCACCAAAAGCUCAAACUGAAGAUCAUCGACUUUGACGCCGAGAUCGAAAAAAUGAAAAAUGACUCAGUAAACGCUUCCCGACAAAUGGUUUUCGACAUCGAAGUCGCCAAUAUGGAGGGAAUUCGAGCACUUUCGAUGCUAGAAGAACAAGACGAAAAACUCGAUCAAAUCCAAACCGAUCUCGAGACGAUUCACAACGAUAUGAGCGAAGUGAAAAAGGAUAUCGGAAAAAUGAACCGAGUGCUCGGCUGUAUCCCGAAGAAAAUCCUCAGCUGUAUUCCUAUCAGCAAGUGCUCUCGAUCAAACACCGCCGAUUUCGAAGUGUACCGAAGAGCCUCACAGCCGGCUAUACAAGUUUCACUAAAGAAAAACAAGCUACACGAGAAACGAAGCGAGACUCCAACACACAGGUUAACUGGUGACUCAGCAGCCGAAGAUGAGUUGGAAGCAAAUUUGAGACAGGCGAAUGAAGGAGUCAACAACUUACGCCAUCUUUCGAUUGACAUCCACUCGCAACUGAUGAUCCAAGAUCCCAAGUUGAACAUGCUAGUCUCUAUGGCCGAAAACAGUUCUGCGGCGCUCGGCGGUGCACACAAAGAAGUGAAAAAGCUCAUCGGCGAU